AUGUCUGCUAUUGGACCCCAGCUCCCUCCGCAUCUGCAAAACCGCAAGAGAAGCCAUGAUGAAGACGACGAGGGCGAGUCGUCCGACUCUUCUACUGGCCCUCUUCCGGCGAAAUCUGCACAAGAAGGCACAAACUCCUCCGCAAAACGGCCUCGAGUCGUCGGUCCAAGCCUCCCACCAGCACCUUUGGACGAACGCCCACCUUCAAGUCCUCCGAGACCAACAGAGGAAAGCGACUCUGAGACGGAUGAGGAUGAUGAUGAUGAUGAUACUUUCGGCCCCAGUCUGCCCUCAGCCAACGACCGCCCUAUCAAGUCUUCGGCGUCUUCGUCAAUAGGUCCGCAGGGCUCUAUAGCUACAGUGCCAGUGAAGCGUGACGAAUGGAUGACGGUGGCACCCUCCAGCGGGGACUGGUCUGCAAGAGUUGAUCCAACUAAACUGAAGAAUCGCAAAUUCAACACUGGACGCGGGGCAAAGGGUCCAUCACAUAUUACUGCGGGCACGGGGGACUCGUCGUGGCAUGAAACCCCAGAACAAAAGCAAGCAAGAUUGAAGAGAGAGGUCAUGGGCAUCAAUGAUGCUUCUACAUCCGCGAGGUCGUCGAAUUCUGGUCCAGCGAAAGGUCCUGAUGAUGAAGCCACGGCGCGAAGGUUGAAGGAAUACAAUGAGACUCAACGCGGGCCAUCCCUCUACUCCACCCACACCGCCUCCCAGAACAAGCCUCUGGAUGAUGAUCCUAGUGCCCGAGCUUUUGACCGGGAGAAAGACAUUGGAUCUGGUUCAGCAAUCACCGCCACCCAGCGCAGGGACAUGGUCAAAAAGGCCUCGGAUUUCUCCUCGAGAUUUGAGAAGGCGAGGUAUUUGUGA
This is a messenger RNA of Fonsecaea multimorphosa CBS 102226, 867 nucleotides long. RefSeq lists its product as uncharacterized. The record is from RefSeq and is a predicted model, not a curated record. Lineage: Eukaryota; Fungi; Ascomycota; Eurotiomycetes; Chaetothyriales; Herpotrichiellaceae. The transcript is spliced from 2 exons. Bases 1 to 867 code for a protein of 288 amino acids.